Messenger RNA from Homalodisca vitripennis (glassy-winged sharpshooter), 6166 nucleotides. Its product is annotated as phosphatidylinositol 4-phosphate 3-kinase C2 domain-containing subunit beta-like. The record is from RefSeq and is a predicted model, not a curated record. Gene Ontology annotation, cellular component: cytoplasm; plasma membrane; phosphatidylinositol 3-kinase complex. Lineage: Eukaryota; Metazoa; Arthropoda; Insecta; Hemiptera; Cicadellidae. Gene Ontology annotation, molecular function: 1-phosphatidylinositol-4-phosphate 3-kinase activity; phosphatidylinositol binding; 1-phosphatidylinositol-3-kinase activity. Gene Ontology annotation, biological process: phosphatidylinositol-3-phosphate biosynthetic process; phosphatidylinositol 3-kinase/protein kinase B signal transduction; cell migration.
UGUACCAAAGACCAGUGUUCUUGACAUUCUUAACACCAUAAUCAGUUUUGUUAGUUAUUUUAUUGUUAAUAUUUUUAAUUAAUUCCCGUUUGUUGUUAAUUUGAACAUUGUGUUGGAUGUAAAGCGUGUCUUACAAUAUUUAAUCUACUUUGGUGUAAUUUCAAAAUGUGUGUUUUAAGAAGUUUACAAAACAUUACAUAGGGUAUGACAGCUGAGCAGGAGCUUUUCAGUUAAUACAAAUAAUUUUACAUUUGUCAUCUACAUUGACUAGAAUGUCUAAAGCUGGACACGACACCACAGACUAUGACCGUCAGUUCGAAGAAGACCUGGAGAAGGCGCAGGCACUUAGCCUGGAAACCCUUGCAUUGGAAAAAUUUCGAAUGGAAAAGUUGAAAACAGAAUUGUAUCGUUUCCAGGCUCGAGCAGAAGUUGAAACCAGUGAGAGCUUAAGACAAGAUAGGAGUUAUACACGAGGAUCCUCAGUGGACUCGGUUAUAUCUACAACAAUUGAGAGUAGAUCUCGCCCAAGACCAGGCUCUUUUAAUACUGGGGGUCCUUGUGUUUAUCAGAUAAAGCCUCCACCUGCGGUAGUGAGACGGAACAGUGUUGCCACUACCUCAGCACCCCCUGCCAGUGACCUGAUCUCCUUCCAUAGUCCGACUGGGCCUUCCAACAGCAACACAAAUUCUGCUCUUGAACAGUUUGAAGUCAGCAACGAUUUGUCUGUUAUUCCAAAACCACUGAAUGAUUAUUCUGUCAGGAACUUGAGUUCUGGAAUUCCACCAACCAUGCGGAGUGGUUUCCGAGACAUCGGGUUCGACUUGAACAAUUUGAGCUCUGAGCUGAGCGGCAUUACGCCACUGUCCACUACUUCUAUGUUCCAUGCGGCUCCACCACCGGGGUUCUACCUCCCCACUGUCUCCACCCCUUCCACCUACUCAUCCCAGUCUCAUCCCGUCAUCAACCCCUUCAUGUUCUUCAGUAUCCCCAGGGGCCAACAACCUCCACCCACCGCUGCCAACCCUAGUCAGUUUAACGGCAACAAUCUGAAUGUUUUGAGGACGGUGGAGAAACGGGACAACAGUAACCUAAUAGACCUGACUCCGUUUGACUCGGAGCUAGACCCACACCGGGACAAGGGGGUACGAGUCAGCCUCCUGGAGGCUUUUGACCCUCUCCUCACACCCUCCUGUUCCUCCGAACCCAUUCCCGAGGACACAGCCCUGAGAGAAGACCAGUCCGAGAGCUCAAGUGUGUACAACCCUUAUGAUCCUUUCGACUACCUGUACUCUCCUCCAUCUCUAGCUGGCAGUCAAGCCUCAGAUCCAAUCUACGCGGCUGUCGUUAAGGCAUCUCCCCUCUCUCCACCGCCGUUACCUCCUCGCAACAAUUCCAUCAAACACACUCCUGACAGAAAGUCUUACCGUCAAAGCAAGCUUUAUGACAAUGUGCUCGAGGAAAGGAAGAAGCCAACUCUUCAUGAUCCUGAUUUGGUGGCGUUUUAUACCAUGGUCAAAGCCCUACGAGGGGAAUUUGUCCACUCUGACCCUUACACCAAUGUGGGGCUCGUGAUCAGCCCACUGAUAGAGAGCUCUUACCUGCAGGGUACCAGUGUCAAGCUGACUGUUCACUGUCCAGACAAGGAGGCACCUCUUAGCUUCACUAGUGAUGUGAGCUGCAGUGUUGAACUCGUGUUGGAGAACAUUGUUUGUGGUUUGUUGGAUGCUGGCUCAGCUACAGAUUAUGUGUUAAAGGUGUGGGGUCUGGCCGAGUACCUGACUUCUCAAUCAUACUCAACUUUCAGACUAACGAGUAUGUCCAACAUUUACCUUGUCCACCACUGUAUCAAGCUGGACCAGGAUAUUAGGCUUGUGUUGGUGCACGUCGACAGCCUGCCUCGACCUCUCGCCAGGACGGCCCAGGAUGAUGAGAGAGACAAGGACUUGACUUUAGAAGAUUUGUUACCCAAAGAACCAGUGCAGCCUAUAUCAUAUGAAACUUUACAAAUUCUUCUAGAAACACUGGAGCGGGAGAUGGAACGUGUGGAGGCCAGUAUACAGGGUGGCAGUGAGGUCAGUAUACAGCCACGUGGGGUCAUGCAGGCAGUCAAGGCUGUGUGUGCACUGUUGGGUAGUGUGGAGACACUGGACAUCACAACGGCUCUCGACUCGUUCAACCGUGUGUCUGCACAGAUCUCCCAGACUCCUCAGGUAGAGGAAAUGUGGAAAGGGCCAGAGAUAGUGGACGAAGAUGGAGACUACUCUGUGGUGCUGUUCCGUGGAGAUCUCGCCAAGGAGACCGUAUCCAAUCAGUGCGAGCGGAUCCGUGAUGCUGUCCAGAAUCUGAUACAGACGUACGCAACGGCCUUCCGUGUGGACUUCCAGGUCAAAGACUUGUCCACCCCGACUAACGUGUCAUCUAAACUGUCUUCAGAGGUAUUAGACACGGUGCUGGUCCACGUGGAAUGCUUACACAGACUGUCAGCAGCCUGGACUCACGACACUUACCUGAUAGCUGGGCAACUCUACCACGGAACUCGACCUGUGGGUCACCCUGUGCUGUCCAAACCUACGCCACCCUCACGCUCUCUCUACAACAGGGUCAUCUUCGACUGCUGGUUGAACUUUGAGGGAACGUCGGUAUGUGAGCUGCCCAGGGAGUGUAGGCUAGUGCUGGUGGUCUACGGUCGAUCUGUCACCCCCGCCACAGAGGGGGGAGAGGGUGGGGAGGUCACUCAGGUCGAGCUAGGCUGGUCUGCUGUUCAGUUCUUCAACUAUGAAGGAGUGCUGGUGCAAGGGACUUCACUCCUAUCAGUGUGGCCCCCCGGGGCAGACAAGAGACUAGGGCCUGCCCCAGCAUCUGGCACUCAGCCCCAUGGAGACACCCAUCCAGUCCUUGGUGUGGAGCUGCCAGACUACGGUAGCAGGGUGGUGUUUCCUCCUCUCAUCAAGGAGCUGGAUCAGGAAUCCUUCUCCCCCACCUCACACGACUUCCAGUCUCUGGAUCUCAACACCCAGGAGCUCCUCAUGGAUAUCAUCCAGCAGGAUACAUUCACCAGGCCACUGCUAGAAGACAGGGAGAUACUGUGGGAGAAGCGGCACUACCUCGUAGCACAGCCGCAGGCACUACCCAAGGUGUUACUGGCCGCACAUAGCUGGGACUAUGCUUGUCUGUCUGACUUGCACGCCAUGUUACACACCUGGACUCCACUGGACCCUGUCAGCGCACUCCAGCUGUUACUGCCAUGUUUCCCUGACUGUGAGGUGCGCCGAGUGGCUGUGUCGUGGAUACAGGAUCUGUCCAGUGACGAGCUGGUGGACUAUCUGCCACAGCUUGUGCAGGCACUGAAGCACGAGACGUACGAAGCCUCACCACUUGCUCGGCUGCUGCUGGAGCGUGCCCUUACCUCACCACGGGUCGCCCACCACCUUUACUGGCUUCUCACCCAGGCCCUGCCCGGCCCCUCUCCUCAGAACUCAAGUGAAAUCGGGACAGAGGACCAGAGUGUGUGCGAGGCGAGAUACUUCCGUCGUCUGCAGUUAAUGUUGCGUGCUCUACUGGCAAUAUCUGGGGAAGCUCCCAGAGAACGCUUCAUGUCACAGCAGCUGCUAGUUAAGGGACUGUUUGAGGUGGCCGAGACUGUGAAGACAACCAAGGAGUCACAGCGCCUGAAUGCUCUGGUAUCAGCGCUGGAGGUGCUGCACUUUAAUAUAGAAACCACCAAGACCUGCCUCCCUCUCAGUCCCAGCCUGGAGGUCAAAGGUGUCCACAUCCGCUCCUGCUCCUACUUCCCUUCCAACACUCUUCCACUGAAGAUCAACUUCCACUGUGCCGAUGACUGUGUCAUACCUGCCAUCUUUAAGGUAGGAGAUGACCUGCAGCAAGACAUGUUGACCCUGCAGAUGAUACGAAUAAUGGAUAAACUGUGGCUGAGGGAGGGGCUGGAUCUCAAGAUGGUCACAUUUGCUUGUGUUCCCACCGGCACCAAGAGAGGGAUGAUAGAGAUGGUGACAGAAGCAGAAACUCUUCGUAAAAUCCAAGUGGAGCUGGGUCUCACUGGCUCAUUCAAGGAUCGGCCGAUAGCAGCAUGGCUCGCCAAACACAAUCCUUCUGCUUUAGAAUAUGAGAGAGCUGUGGCUAAUUUUACUGCGUCUUGUGCAGGGUACAGUGUGGCCACCUAUGUCCUCGGUAUCUGUGACCGACACAAUGACAACAUCAUGCUGAAGACUUCCGGACAUAUGUUUCACAUAGAUUUCGGCAAGUUCCUUGGUGACGCUCAGAUGUUUGGCAACUUUAAGAGGGACCGUACACCUUUUGUGCUGACAUCAGAUAUGGCGUACGUGAUCAACGGUGGUGAUAAGCCCUCGGCCAAGUUCCAUCACUUUGUGGACCUCUGCUGCCAGGCGUUUAACGUCGUCCGCAAGCACGGCAACCUGCUUCUCAACCUCUUUGGCUUGAUGGCAUCGUCAGGUAUCUCUGGCGUGACAAUGGACGCGGUGCGCUACAUCCAGCGCUCGUUACUGCUGGAACUGACCAAUGCUGAAGCAGCCGCCAUGUUCGCUGCUCGCAUGAUCCAAAGUUCCCUCAAGUCAUGGUUCACACAGUUCAACUUUUUCCUUCACAACCUAGCACAGCUACGCUUCACCGGUGACCACAAUGAUGGAGAACUACUCAGCUUCGUCCCUCGUACCUACUCAAUGGCUCAGGAAGGAAGAUUGCAGAGUGUGGAGGUGUACGGGUACCAGAAACGGUACGACCCAGGCAAGUACUAUGUGUACAUCCUGAGAGUGCAGAGAGUGAGCCAGACCGACCCUAGCUACCUGUUCCGCUCGUACAAGGAGUUUGUGGAGUUUCAGCAGAAGCUGUGUAUUCACUUUCCACUCGCAAAGUGUUACAGCCUGCAGAGCACGUCACUACAUGUAGGUCGGUCCAACAUCAAGCAGGUGGCGGAGAAACGUCGGGUAGACAUCAAGCGGUUCCUUACGUCACUGUUCAAGAUGGCGGAUGAGAUCUGUCAUAGUGACCUUGUAUACACCUUCUUCCACCCCUUGCUGCGGGACCAGCAGGAGGCCAGUAUCCACGAGGCCAAACUCAAGGAACGCAAGAAGGAGCGGGCAAUAAACAGUGAGUCAUGGAGAUUACGAGGAGAACUGAGGCUGUCUGUACACUACCAGCGAGGCAUCCUAAUGGUGAUGGUUCACCAUGCACGGGAACUGCCGGCGGUGCCGAACGGACAGGAGCCCUCCACAUACGUCAAGGUGUACCUGCUGCCUGACCCCCACAAGCAGACUAAGCGGAAGACCAAGGUGGUGCGACGCAGCUGUCAUCCCUCCUUCAUGGAGAUGCUGGAGUACCGGAUGCCACUGGAAAUAGUCCAGCACAGGAUUCUUCAAGCGACGGUUUGGAACCACGACCCUCUCCAGGAGAAUGAGUUCUUAGGUGGCAUUUCCCUGCCCCUGGAGUCACUGGACCUCAGCCAGGAGACGUUGCAGUGGUACUCCUUGGGCAAUGUUCACAGGUAGUCCAGACGACAGUCGUGUGUGGUACAUUUGGCUUACCCAGAACAUUAUGCAACUGUUUGGGCAAUGAUUUUGCUAACUUGUGCAUUUGACGAAAUAAUUACACCUUAGUGAUGAUUCAAUAACAUAAAGUAAGCUUGAAUUUACUGAUAAGUCUUAUAUAAGACUUAAGUUGUAUGAAUUAACAAAAUCCUAAGUUACACCAAAUAUUCUUUGAAAGCCAGAGAAUCCAGCAUGUUGGUGUGGCUCAGUCCACAGAAGUAUCUCACCACAAUAACCAUUCACCGAUCUUUAACAUGAAAACAAGUUUGUAAGUGCAAGUUUGAAUCAUGUGCAACCGUUGUGUUGGGUAUUCUUAUUGAGCAGCCAGAUAACUGUUUUGACAUAGGUAAGUUUCCGCACAAAUUUUAAUUUUAUUUAUAUUUAUCGCACAUAUUCAAAUAUUACAAUAAAUUAUUGCUUAACAAAGUAAUGGACUCGCUUGUGUUAUCUAGUAAAGAUGCUUGUGUAUAGUGGAUAAAUGACCUGGUACUGUAUAGGAUCAAACCAUUUUAUUCCUUUUUUAUAUUAAUACCAGUUUUUUGAAUAUAAUUUUAGAUGUAUUGUCAGAAGUUAAAAUGCAUUCUAAUAUAUUUGGUUGAAAGUUA